AUGUUGUUGCAAUCCCAAUCCACCAAGGAAAUCUUUGAUUUUGUGAGCUCAUUUUCUGGUGACGACAGUGAUCCUUGGAGCCACGGUCAUCCAGUCCAGGCUGUCCCACACUUUUUGGCAAACCCCAAUGAAGAGUCACGAACAGUUGGUCUCAAACAACUGGAGAUGUGGUAUGCUGCAUACACAGCAAAGCGUGGGUUGACAACCUUCAAGCGGCCAGUUGUGGACAGCUCCAUGGAGAAGGACACCAUCAAAAUUCCGAUUACAGCGCUGAAGUUUUCUUUGCCCUCCGAUGGGCUGCCCUGCCUUCGUGAUUGGCAGACAUGCUUUGAAAGCAUGAUGGUAGCUGGAAUUGACCUUGGACGCUCGUGCAAUUUGACUUCCUACUCGGUUGACAUUGUGAAAGGCUUCACAAAGGCCUCUGUCGUAGUCUUUGUUCUCAUGGCAGCAAGUGAAGUGGACAUUGAGACCGAGUUUGAGUUACUACGUCCAUUGCAAGAGUUCUUAGACCAUGCUUGGUUGAUCCCAGUUUCGGUUCUGCUGAACAAAUCUGAAUCGGAGAGGGCAUUUACCAACUUGAUGCUUUCCAACAGAGGUGCUGAAAGGCAGGCACCAUCAAUCCUGUCACUGGGGCUUCAAUUUUCUCAUUUGAUGUUGAUCAAAUCGGUCGAUGGCACACAUGACAGUAAGAUGAAUACUGAAGGCCGCCUACGAUCUAUCAUUUCAGAGUUCAACUCCUCCAAGGGCAUGUUGGGAAAGUGGGGCGUGUGUGAAGAGAAAACAAAGGCCAUACUCAAUUUGAUCGUUGGAACCUCUUCUCAAAGCCGUGAGUUGAUCUCCCGGCAUCUCCAUUUUCACAAGUGGGCAUAUUGUUGUUUCACAUCAGAGUUGCUGCGAAGCAGCAGAUGGCUCAUUGGUGCCACACCAGCUUCCCAACAGAAUUCUUACCUGAAGAACAUUCUGAAAGUGACGCCCGAGAUCCAAGAACGGUUCCUUCGCAAUGUCAUCACUGCAUUUCACAAGGGAACCCGAAAGAUCAAGUUGACAUCUCGUGGGAAGGUUCGUUUGGGCCCUUCAGAGUGGGACCGUCUUGUGGACUAUGUUUGCAUCAUGACUCAAAUCAUGAAAGAUGCUGAUGAGUUUUUGAAGGAUGCAGAGGAAAGUCAGCGAGACCAUGUACGUGAGACCUUGGAAGAGGCAUGCUUGUCCAGGGACUACUUCCAGGAAGCGAUCUGUAGUGUGGAUGUGGCCUUACCAAACUGGUCAGUGAAGCACCUGAGUUGUUGGAAUGAACUCGUGGAUGUGAAAAUGAAUGUUGAAGAGGUGGCAGGAAUUGGGGAUCUCGAAGCUGCAGAGGAAGCAACAGCUGCUGCAGUGUAUCAAGAGAUUCGCAGCAAAAUUGCGGCUGUGGAGGACAAGCUGGUGGCCAACAAACUUGAGCUGCGAGAUCUGGCUUUGACAGUGGACACGACUGCAUUGCACCGGAAUUCUGACCGACCAGGAUGCUUUUUUGGAUGGAUUGCAGUCAGUGAUUGUCACCUACCAUUGAAAGGUACAGGACACCGUUCCAAUCGACAUGAUGAGCAGCUUCCAGCUACUGAGGUCCACCCCUUUACCAGUAGUGAGUUGUGGCGUUUGCAGGGGUUCCCCGUCAAUGCAGCCCCACCCGCUUUGGCUGAGAGUGAAUUUUGUGUCCCAAGUGCUAGGGCUCAUUUGCAAUGCAAUGACAGCCGCAAGAACCUUACCGAUCUACAAGAAACCUCUCAAUGGUUUUCGGGUGAACCAGUGGUGAAGAAGGUGAUUCAAACUCUGUUGGGUACCCAGCAGCUCAAGCGCACAGUGGUUGUGAACACCACGGCCUAUUGCGGUGCUGUGGAGCGUGCGUGCUUGGCACUCAAUGUUCCAGUCUUGAGCUUGUCUGACAAUGGCGUGCACACCAACUUUACCACCAUGUCAACCGCCAGUGUUUUGAUGGAGGAUUGGAAGCAUGGCCGUGGCCAAAUUGGAAAGGUCACACCAAAGUACAAAGCGGAGCCUGCUGACGAAACUCCAGUGAUUGCAGAGCUUCCGUCUUUUGGGGUGUGCAAAAUUCAGGAUGAAUGCUCUGAGCCAGGACCAAGCCCCCGCUGUUUGGACGGGGAUUUGAAUGGGGCAGCCUUUGAUUGGGCAAGUGUGUUUCCAGAUUCCCCCACAACCAGAACUGACAUGGAAACGAAGUUCCCCACCGGUCGUCACCAGUUCACUAUGGAUGGCAAUCUGGUUGGGGUGAUCAUUGAAGGGACUGAAACCACUGGCCCACAGCUCUACAUCAUGGCCACCGGUGAUGGAUCUGUUGAAACUGACACUCCGGUGUUGACGUUUGGGGCUGGAACAUGGCUACUGGAUGGUAAGGCUGAAAACUUCAUUCAGGAGAACCCAACCAAGGGCUACUUGUUCCAUCUUGAGUCUGAUGCUGACACCGUGGUCUUGGAAGAUGCAAGCGGAUCAGAUGGCAACCCGGCUUCCCUCCGCUCUGUCCUUCAGGAUAUCGAACGGGGAGGGCUUGUUGACUUUGAGCUGGCAGGCCAUGUGGUCCAACGACCUGGUGAAGUAUGGCAGUCUGGCACUGACAGGUUUGAUGUGAAUCCGAAGGAAGGAACGCUCAUGCUAUGGAAGAACUCGGCAGUUCAACUCAGGAAUGUGAAACACCGCAAUGUAGGAUCCUACUUUGAGGCAAAGCAAAUCAUGGACUCACCUGCUCUGCUGAAGGUGUGGCGAUUGAGGGUCUACAACAACGAAAAGAUCGUGGGUGCAGCGAAACCCUUGUUCUUUGUCAAGGGCCGUCUUGGGCUGACCGUAACUUGGGUGGAGGAUUCCCAGGAUGAAGUGGAAUUCCAGCCUGAGGCAAAGUCUCCAACACCACCUGACACGAAAGCAGACACUGAGAAAGAGGAUGUGGACAUGCCACAGGCACCAGUCAAUCACACAAAGGAAGCCCAGACUUUGGAAGCCAAGGGGGACACAACAGGCAGCAAGAACAAAGUGAUCAAAGGCAAAUGUUCCAAGAAUGAGAGCAAGUCAGCAAAGACCAAAAAAACAAAGAAACCAGAGAGCAAGAAGCCUGAGAUCAGAGACCUUAGGUCAGUCAAAGCCGAGUUCAUCCGCGACUUUGUCAAAGAGUUCAAGGGGACCGAGGCUGCUCUUGCGGCUGCCACCGGUAGCCGCAGAAGCGGCAGGGAGAGUGCCACACAAGUGGCGUUGGUUUGGUGGGGGGAUAUGGUAUACUAA
This is a messenger RNA of Cladocopium goreaui, 3267 nucleotides long. NCBI's taxonomy places the organism in Eukaryota, Dinophyceae, Suessiales, Symbiodiniaceae. The record is from the annotation of a GenBank genome assembly.